Molecule: messenger RNA, 2000 nt
Organism: Amphiprion ocellaris (clown anemonefish)
Lineage: Eukaryota; Metazoa; Chordata; Actinopteri; Pomacentridae
Gene: dcdc2b
Product: doublecortin domain containing 2B
Exons: 14
Coding region: 1-1395 (464 amino acids)
Biological process (GO): intracellular signal transduction
Cellular component (GO): microtubule; microtubule organizing center
Source: RefSeq, a predicted model, not a curated record
AUGGCUGCCAGCACUGCAGCUACAUCUCUCCUACCUCCGGUGAAGAACGUGGUGGUGUACAGGAACGGAGACCCCUUCUACACCGGACGGAGGUUCGUGGUCAACCAGCGUCAGGUGGCCACUAUGGAGGCCUUUCUGAAUGAAGUGACCCACAACAUCGGGGCUCCUCUUGCUGUCCGGACUCUGUACACCCCCAGGCAGGGCCACAGGGUCACUGACCUCCAGGACCUGCGGACAGGAGCUCAGUAUGUUGCUGCUGGCUUUGAGAGGUUCAAGAAACUGGAUUACCUGAAUGCAGGAGCAAAAAAGCAGCCUGCAACUCGUGACGAAACCCAGGCGAAAGGCAUCCAGAGGCCAAACGUUUCUGCCAAAUGGAGGAAGUUUAUACCUGUACCUUGCAUUAUACAUGUUUUCCGUAAUGGAGACCUCCUGUGUCCACCAUUCCGAUUCAUCAUUCCUCGGAGCAUGCAGCAGGACCUGGAGCAGAUCCUGAGUCUGAUCACGGAGAAGGUCAGCUUACGGACUGGAGCGGUGCGCAGGUUGUGCUCUUUGGAAGGCGUGACUGUGUCCUCAGCUGGAGAGCUGGAGACUGGCCACUGCUACGUUGCCGUGGGAACCGAGAGGUUCAAGAAACUUCCUUAUGUGGAGCUGCUGGUUUCAAAAGCAGCAGAGAGAUAUUAUCCUGGAAAGAGGAGGCUGUUGAGGAGAGCUGAGAACAGGAAAACAGGCAGCGGUCCAGAAGACCAGUACAGUGACUCAGCUCUCCUCGACUCCCCAGAGUCAGAUGGUCGGAGGGUGAAGUCGACAGGAGAUGAAGCUGCAGCACCACAAGCCUCGCAGCAGAGGCUCAGGAGAGACGGAGCAGAUGAGAACUCUGCGUUCUUUGCCAGGCCGGUCAAGAUCCGCAAGAACAGAAUGCAGAAGAGACCACCUCUCAGUAAUGGAUCUGUUCAGCCCAGUGUCUUUAAAAGAGCAGGACGGAAAAGGAGAGAGGAGGUUAGAGGAGCCGAGGAGGUGCAGGAGGAUGAAAAUACAGCCACAGAGCUUCCUGUUGAUCAGAGAGUUGCAGAAAUAGUGGAAGAUGAGGAACUAAAUGGAACAGAUGAUCCUCUGCGCAGCACACAGCAGAGACAUGCACAAAUUAUACAGAGCGAGCAGCACAGCGACCAAGAACACCCACACAAGUACAACGAAAAGCAGGCAUUGCCAUCUGAACAAGAGCAGGAGUCCACUGCUGAAAUGCGGGAACCUGAGCUGAAACAGACGUUUUCAGAGCUGAGGCCUUCAUCAUCCACCUCUCAGGGAAAAAACAGCCGAGAUAAGGAGAGCCCACAAGAUCCUCCCUCAGUUACAGCCGAAGAAAACCAUCAUCAGGAGGACGUCACAGCAUCCUAACAGUUUUCAACCACAGCUGAUAACCAAGUGAUUACUGCUUGUACAAUGCGACUAAAUGAAUGUUUGAUUCAGUUGAUAGUGUUUAAUGAGCCAAGUAACAAAAUUAAUUUAUGUUUUCUUUUAGAACAAUGUAAAAGUAAAAUAAUGUGAAUAUUCUUGGGACCAAAAAUGAGGAAACAAAAAAACACUGUAAGAGAUGGAUACAGUAUCAGACUUUACUACACCUCAAACAAACACAUUCCGGAUGUCUGAAGUCUCCUAAAAAUGCAGCUUAUUGUACAUGUUUAUGAUAUUGUGUUGAUCCUGUUUUAAAGGGAUUAUUCUAAUACUGAUCUCUGUACAUGUUAAAUUGUGCAUUCUCUUCCACUAUUCCAUAUGCAGUAUGUAUAUAAAAAACCAUACUUUUGGAAAAUUUUAGCCCUAGGUAUUUGAUUUGUAUAAAAAUGUGAUGAGAACAUAACGUCAAUGGAGAGAGUUGUGUUGCCAACAUUUUAUUAAUGAAAUAUCAGCGACAGCACAGGAAUAGAUACAAUGACAAGUCAUCUGUACAGUGUCUUGCAUCAAUUAAAUACUGUGACAAUAAAAAUAUAUAUUACUACGUACAA